CGGGCUCGGGGCGCGCAGGCGGCCGCCGGGCGCAGGCGCGGGCGCGGGCACGGGCAGCCCCACGGCGAGCAACUGAAACCGCAAGAAGCACAGUACUCCUGAAUGGUUGAAACCCUGAAGAGAAGCAUCCGCUGAGCAGUGCAGCAGGAGCCAUGUCUCUGCCCUUCCGCAAAGAGUUGGAGAAAUACAAAAAUAUUAACGAAGAUGAAAUACUCAGCAAACUCUCGGAGGAUGAACUGAAACAGCUAGAACAUGUUCUUGACGACCUUGAUCCCGAGAACGCCUUGCUGCCCGCGGGGUUCCGGCAGAAGGAUCAGACCACUAAAGCUGCCACCGGCCCCUUUGACAGGGAACGCCUCCUUUCGUACCUGGAGAAGCAAGCGCUUGAGCAUAAAGACAGAGAAGACUUUGUACCGUUUACAGGGGAAAAGAAAGGAAAAAUAUUUAUCCCUAAAGAAAAGCCCAUAGAAACUCGUACAGAAGAGAAGGUGACCCUGGAUCCAGAACUAGAAGAAGCCCUGGCCAGCGCUUCAGACACUGAGCUCUAUGACCUUGCAGCUGUUCUUGGAGUGCACAACAUGGUUAACAACCCAAAAUUUGAUGAAGCAGGAGCCCGCAGUAAAGAUGGGAAAGGAAGCAUGAGAAAUGUGGUCAAAGGUGAAAAGGUGAAGCCUAUUUUUGAGGAGCCACCCAACCCAACCAAUGUGGAAGCAAGUUUACAAAGAAUAAAAGCAAAUGAUCCUAGUCUCAUAGAAGUUAAUCUAAACAACAUAAAGAAUAUUCCUAUUCCAACACUGAAAGAAUUUGCAAAAGCUUUGGAAAGCAAUACCCACGUGAAGACAUUCAGCCUUGCAGCUACUCGAAGCAAUGACCCUGUAGCUAUUGCAUUCGCAGAUAUGUUGAAAGUGAACAAAACGCUGAAGAGUCUGAAUGUAGAAUCCAAUUUCAUCACUGGGACGGGUAUUCUGGCACUGAUUGAUGCACUAAAAGAGAACGAAUCCCUGACAGAGAUUAAAAUUGACAACCAGAGGCAGCAGCUGGGGACAGCUGUAGAGAUGGAGAUUGCCAAGAUGCUGGAAGAAAACUCCAAGAUUCUCAAGUUUGGAUACCAGUUCACAAAGCAAGGGCCAAGAACAAGGGUGGCAGCAGCUAUUACUAAAAACAAUGAUCUAGUUCGUAAAAAGCGAGUGGAAGGAGAGCGGCUGUAGCCAUGCCGGAGGAUGCAAAACCCGACUGGAGGCAGCCAACAACUGCAAUCUCAGUGUUCACUGGUCAGAAGGGAAGACACUGGAAAACCAUUAUAAUGGGAGUUGCUCAUUUCUGUUAAUGUCCCCUUUUAACCUUGAAAAUGCAGCCUGAUCAUUUUUAACUUUCACAGUUAAUUGAACUUUUAUGAGAAAAAUUCAUCGUUGGUUUGAUAUUAAUGAAAAAGUUGUUUUACAAUAUCUGAAGCCAAUAAGCAGAAUGUUAUGGUGUUAGUGAGCAUAAUAUACGGUGACACUGACCUUUAUUUUAGACACUUUUUGCCAUGUUAAAGUAUAAUCUUGUGUAUGGAUAAGGGAUGCUCUGCUUAAAAGGAAAUUCUAGGGCCAAGUCCUGCAAUGCCUUACAUUUUUGAAUAAUCCUAAUUUAUGUACGUAGUCCUGCUGAAUUCAAUGUGAUGCUCCAGUAAUGCCAGUGCAAGGUUGCAGGAUCACACCCAUGGGCCUCUCUCCUGCUCUCCAACCUGGACAGCAGGAACUCUGUGUUCGACAGAGCCCUGCUACCUUGUGUGGGUCUCUGCCCAUCCGUGUCCAAGAGCAGGAUCACGCCUAGGUUUGUAAGCAUUGUCAAAGCCUACUUGUUUACAUAAGAUGAGGUUCAUUAGGGGGAUCAUUUCACAAUGUUACACUGAUUUGUUAACCUUACUCCACAAUGGAAGGUAGUAUUAGCGUUGCCAAUCCUAGAUACCUUAAACGUUAGUUUUUUUCUAGUCCAAUGAGUUUUUAUUUGUGACUAGAAUGCACAGUUUACAGCAGUAUUUGUUUUGCUUUGAGCCAUGUGUUUGACCUUUUUUAGUUCUGGUAUUUAUGCGCAUUUGUUAGUACAUAGAACUCAGGACCUUUUAGGUAAAGAUUAAUUAAAUAGUUAAUCAAGGACAGCAACUGUGCUACCAGGAAAAAAACAGUAAGAGCGUAGUUGUACCAACUACCUAACUUUCAUUUAUAGAGACCAUUUCAGGUUUGUCCUUGUAUCAUAAAGCACUUACUUAGGUAUUUGCAUUAGUACUUAGCUGAAUAAGGGCAGAUUUAAGCAUAUGCACAACCGCUUUGCUAAAUCAAGGCCUUAACUCAGUUGCUGUACAUGUUACUAAGCCAGUGGAAAAUACUCGUGAAGCAGCAGCUAACCCCAAUGCUCAACAGCAUAAAAAUUUUAGUAGGAAUUUAGUCCAUAAUGUUUUAUUUUAUGUAUUUCACAGUCCAAAACAUUAUUUUCUACCACUGCUUUAUCACUGCCAACCGUUGUCUCUGAUGAACAGCCAGAGGUUCCUUUUGAUUAAAAUGAAACAUACUGCAAGAGUUAAGGGAGACUCUGGUUAGGUGUUUCACUGAUCCCUGUGCUUUCAGAAAGCUGCAGGAAUUUCCCUGGAGCUAACACGCUCCUGCAAAACACUAGUGUCUUCUCCCAGAGCUGCCUUGCUUCACCCACACUGGUGGCAGCGGGACUCGGAAGGUCAGCGUCACUGCGCUGCACUCCCAACCUAGGGGAGAGCUGUGAUCCACUGCACAGCUGGGUACCCAGGCCUAGAAAGCAGGGGAGGCCCAGAAGCAGCUGGCUGGCAUACUCCCCCGAGCCUGACAUUUUCCUGAGCCUAACAGCAGUGCAAUCGAGUGGCAGGAAACCUCCCUCUGUGCCUUUUGAAAUGGAAAUGAGCAGGUCCAAGGCAGCACUGUUCCUGUGGGAUUCUGAUCUUCGUAGUUGAGCCCUAACUGAAUCAUGUACACCUAGAUCCAACUUAAAAGUAAUUUUCUAAAGUGCUCUGUUGAAUUGGAGUCUAAAGUACAGUAUCCACAGUUUACCUCCUCAGAUUAAGGCUACAACUUUUGCUUCACAAGUGAAAAACACAACACAUGAGGGAGUCUUGCUGAGAUUUUCCCUAGAUCCAUGCCAGAUUUGCUGUGAAAAGCUUUGCUAUUCCAUUAAAAAAUGUCAAGUUCUGUAACACAGUCAUAACUCUGCAUGGUCUUAAGUAAACAGCCCUUAAAAGCAUGAGGAUUACUAGGGUGAUAAUGGACUUGCAGCAUCAAGUCACAUGGGUAGAAAAGCCUCAUCUCCAAAGCCAAAUGAUUUUGGAUGCUGACAAAAUUCAGUGAUUAGAAUCACACUAUCCAUAUUUUCCUCUUCAUUUGUUUGAUCCAAGCAGGGAAAUCCCAAGUCCCUAUGACUGUUUUUUUAAUGUAUUUUAAUGAUUUUGUAAUUGGUUUUUUUUUUUGUAAGGAUGGUGUGUAUGUAUGUUCAAGGGAAACAAGUGCAAUCCAUUUCUAGUCUUAAUUGCCACCUACAGGGUUGGUAUUUGCAUGCAGCAGUUUUAUAAGGAUGGAUUGGUUCCAUCCACAUCAGCUACACAGACCAAGGUAACUGGCUUGGGAAGGCCCAGUGGCUUUCUCUUGCCUUCAUCUGCUGUGCUAUUUCAGAGGCGCAUUUCUCCUAGAGGGAGGAUUCCUCAGGCACUAGAGAGCAGGAACUCAAACACUAGCCCCACUAUGCACUAGCAGACAGCGCCUGGAGCUUACACCCCUUGGCUGGGCACCUCGGAGGACUGUCUCCUGCCAACACGUGUGAGGCAAGCUCCUAAUACCUGGCCCGUUUGUCUGGCCAGCGGGUCCAGCACGGCCACUGCCAGGCCUGCCCAGGGAACAUCGCUGUCCUCCCUCUUCUGCACAUUCCACACAAGGGCUUGGUCACUAUCUGAGCGUCGCAAAUCAAAUGUUAGGGCAAUCUAAGUGUCUGCUCAAUACAACAACAACAAAUCAGCACCCUUACUGGUGACAACAACGGAUUUUCAUAUAAACUUGAAUAUAGGAUGAUUUAGUUGGUUAAAAUCCCCGCAACUUACAUGAAGAGGGUCAGGAUGUGACUAGUUCCUUUUAAAGUUCCACUUUGGAACAACGUCUGUUACACUUCCAACUGAAUGGGACACAGGGACAUGAGUCCUUUUUUUCUUAAGCAAACAUUCAGGAGUAACUUUGUCUACUUUUGCACAUUGCUUCUCAUGUUGACAGCUUAGGUUUGGUUUGUAUUUUUUAUACAUUUUUUCCAUAGAAAAGUUCAACAUUGUGCAUGUCCUAACAUUUUCGUGUAUCGUAGUGUGCACUAAGGACAGUAUGGUGUACAUGUCAAAUGCUAGAUGAAGGUGUUAUCUCCGGAACAUAAAUAAUUGCAUGCGCACAGUGUGGUGCAUAUUACUCAAGAGGAAGGGAAUUACCACGCUAUGUAACAGUGACUCCCAAACAACGUGGUUUUUCUAAAUAAAUCUUCAUAAAGAAUCUUGC
Messenger RNA from Rhea pennata, 4532 nucleotides. Its product is annotated as tropomodulin-2. NCBI's taxonomy places the organism in Eukaryota, Metazoa, Chordata, Aves, Rheiformes, Rheidae. The transcript has 10 exons. The record is from RefSeq and is a predicted model, not a curated record. Gene Ontology annotation, molecular function: tropomyosin binding. Gene Ontology annotation, biological process: myofibril assembly; muscle contraction; pointed-end actin filament capping. Bases 153 to 1208 code for a protein of 351 amino acids. Gene Ontology annotation, cellular component: cytoskeleton; striated muscle thin filament; myofibril.